UGACAGAUGAAGCGCUCUGGCUCCGCCGUGUGUUGUUGUUGACAUGUGAGACGCUAGCUGUUAGCCACACUGUGAUGCCCCGGGCUGAGGGGAGCUUUCUGUGGCGGCGGCAUGUGAGCGAACCUCCACCUCCACACCCUGAGCUCAGUGACGGUCACUGGUAGGUUUCUGUUUCCUGGUGAGGACAGCGAAGCUAAGCUAGGCUAACACAACACUCCCCUGGUUCUGAACCAGCUAACAUUAGGCACCACUCCUGUCUGCGGGGUGUUGCUACGUCUACAGCUAACGUUUAGCUUCCUACCAAUGUCUAACUCCGCCGACAUGCCGCUGCCACCGGACUGGGACGACGACGAGCGGAUGAACUUCAUGUUCUCCGACUUCAAGGAGAACCGGGACGUGGACACGACGGACUGGGACAGUAAGACGGACUUCUGGACGGCUCUGGUCCUGAGCAGCUGCAGGCACCAGGGCUCCGUGUGUGUCCGCCUGCAGGAGCUGAACCACAGCUUCAGGAGGAAGGAGAAGUCCCCGCUGGGCUUAGCCACGGUCCUCCAGUCCAUGUCCAGGUGUGGGAAGAUCCAGAGGGAGUCUGAGUUCGCAGCUAACGUGGACUGUGGCUGGGUGUCCUGGGGGGUGGGCCUGCUGCUGGUGAAGCCCCUGAAGUGGACCUUCUCCACUCUGCUGGGCAGCGGCAGCACGGUCCCUCUGGAGGAGUCGUUUGUGGUCAUCGAAGUGGUGAAGGAGAAAGCUGCAGAACUGCUCAGGGUCUACAGGAGCAGUGAGUUUGCAAGCCGCUCCGUUCUGUCGUUUCAAGAGCUCUGUACCCUCUCCUCUGGAGUCUGUGCUGACGAGAGCACCCUGUGCAUGGCUCUCCUGCAGCUGCAGAGGGACAAACAAGUGCUGGUCUCACUGCACGAAGGCGAGAAGAUAGUAAAGUUUUGUCUGCCAGGGCAGGACCGCGUCUCUCCAGUCAGUGAUGUGGAUAUCGGAGUCUACCAGCUGCAGCACAGUGAGAAGCUGCUGGGGGAGCGGGUAGAGAAACUGGGCCUGGAGGCUGACAAGUGCAGAGAGGAGGCAAAGCUUCUGCUGUCGGAAGGGAAAAAAUCACAGGCCCUGAGGUGUUUGAGAGGCCGCAAGAGGGUAGAGAAGAGGGCAGACAACUUAUUUGCCAAACUGGAGACAAUCAGAGGAAUCCUGGACAGAAUCGCCCAAUCACAGACUGAUAAGAUGGUUAUUCAAGCAUAUCAGGCUGGAGUGUCAGCCCUCAGAGUCUCUCUUAAGGACGUGACUGUGGAACGUGCAGAGAACCUUGUGGAUCAAAUCCAGGAGUUAUGUGACACCCAAGAUGAGGUGAAUCAAACUCUAUCCAGUGGGGUGACCAGCGCAGAUGAAGACAUGGAUGAGUUGGAGGAAGAACUGAAGUCUCUGCUGGACGAGUCAAAGCCAGAAACAAUCGCAGAUUUACCUGAGGUUCCAACAAACCGCCUGCGUCCCUCCGGGGAGUCCGUUCUCUCUGGUGACCUGUUCAGUUCCCUCCCCGCCGUACCUCACGGACUCUUGAAUAUUACCACUGAGCAGCUGGAGGAGGAGUUGAAUCAGUUAACACUUACAGAUUCAGGCUUUCAGCUGCAGAAAAGGACAUCGCCUGCCAAGAGAUAAGAGCCUGAACAGUGAUGACAUCACAACUCUCUGCAUUAACAUAUCAACAAAAACUGUGUCUCUUAAAAAUAUUCUGUGAGCCACAAUUCAUAGAAGAUUUAAACUAAAGCACUUAAGUACAACAUAAGCAAUUUGCUAAAUCAUAAUUUGAUUUGAAAUGAUAGUUGAAAAAUAAAUUUCAGAAUAAAAACAAGAGACUUUCCUUCAUUUAAUGAAAAUAAAGAAAUCCACUUAUUCUGGUGACAUGCCAAAAAUAACUUAUAAAAUCUUUCAUAAAGCAACUUUAAUCAAAAAUCAACUUGACAGCUCUCAGAUCUGCUCCAUUAUCAAUAUCUGGAGGCUCUCAUGUCAAAGCAUUUUAAUAUUUUAAAAUAUUCUACACUAUGACAUCACCAUCAGGAAUGCAUUGUGGUAUUUUUGACAAUAAUAGGAGGAGAACAGUGUUUCUGGUUUAAUGUGUCUGUUGAUAGUAAAUGUCCCUCAUUGACAGUCCUGUAAAGUGUAUUAAGUGGCCUUCUGAACUGUAAAUACGAACAGAAUAUUCUGCCAAAUGAUUUGUAACAACCAUAUGUAUAAUUGACCCCACUGCAACACAACAUACUGUAUUUUUGUGAACAGAGACGUCUCCUUUAAGUGAGUCAAACCAAAUAUCUUGGUCAGAAUAAAGUUUAUUUUAAACAUU
Hippoglossus stenolepis (Pacific halibut) is the source of this 2341-nucleotide messenger RNA. It is a transcript of the gene chmp7, whose product is annotated as charged multivesicular body protein 7. The record is from RefSeq and is a predicted model, not a curated record. The transcript has 10 exons. Bases 304 to 1659 code for a protein of 451 amino acids. Gene Ontology annotation, biological process: late endosome to vacuole transport via multivesicular body sorting pathway; vesicle budding from membrane. Lineage: Eukaryota; Metazoa; Chordata; Actinopteri; Pleuronectiformes; Pleuronectidae. Gene Ontology annotation, cellular component: multivesicular body; cytoplasmic side of plasma membrane; ESCRT III complex.